CCACGCGCAUGCGCCAGCACCGCGCCGCCAUUGGCGGCCUCCCCCCGCGCCCCGGCGUCCCCAGCAGGCCGCUCCCAGCAGGCAGUGCGCCGCGCCGAGGUCAAGAUGGCGGCCAGGGCAACGGUUUCAGGAGGUGGCCGCCUGAUGGACAGAAUUCGAAAGUGGUAUUAUAAUGCAGCUGGGUUCAACAAAUAUGGAUUAAUGCGAGAUGAUACAUUGUAUGAAGAUGAUGAUGUAAAAGAAGCACUGAAGAGACUUCCAGAGGAUCUUUACAAUGAAAGAAUGUUUCGCAUAAAGAGAGCACUUGAUUUAAGCUUGAAGCAUCGGAUCCUUCCAAAAGAACAGUGGGUAAAAUAUGAAGAGGAUAAGCCUUAUCUUGAACCAUACCUAAAAGAAGUAAUCCGUGAACGACUUGAAAGAGAAGCAUGGAACAAGAAAUAACUUGAACUACUUCAUGCAAAUAGCCACAUCUUUCUGAUAUUUCUAAAGUUUGGUUCAAGUCUUCAGGGAAGCACAUGUAAAGCUGAAGGAAUACUUGUUUCAGCUUGUUCAUUGAGUCUGUUCGUCCAACUAAAAUAAAUAUGUCAAAGUAUAAAAUCUCCUGGGAAGACUUCUUUAUGAAUGUUAGCAAGCUAAUGUUCAGAUCUUUCCUAUGAGCAUAUGCAUUACACAUUAGCUUAACAAUAUGUAGUCUUCAUUCCACCUUCUACAUUCUUACUUCUUUCACAGUACAGCUGUUUCCUGUAGUUGGAGGGUUAGGUAGGAAACACCCAGAAUUGCUGGUUAAGUUGUUAACUUAAAAAGGAGGUGCUACUUCCUUCAUCUCUUCUCCCUGGAGGUGAGAAUACAGGGCAAGUGCUUCAUGUUGUGUUGGUGUCGUGAGACAGCAGAAGUAACAGUCUGUGGAUAUAAGCAUGUACAUAUUACAGUAAUGACAAAUGGAAGUGGUUCCUUAACCAUAAAAUCAGGGAAUGUUUCUCUAGCUUUUUAUACUAUGUGUGUUGUUCAAGCAUAAAAAGAUAAUUUUCAUAUAAAUCUUCAUGUCUGUCUCACUUCAGCUUAUGAUAUUUUUGUAAAGGAUAGAAGUGCUAUGCUGAUGUGCUUUUUGCAGUAUAAUUAACUUCCCAUUUCUUUUUUUCUUGGCCUAGAGGAUGUUGUUUACAGUAAGUGGCAUCAAAUAUUUGAAACUAUUGUGCUAACAGGCUUAACAUUAGAGAUGUGUAUAAUUCAGGCUCUACGUAAACACAGAAGUGAUUCAGGUGUAUCUGGAAAUACUAGCCCUUGCUGGCUGAAGGCCUUGAGUUUAAUGGUAGUGUUAAUUUGGUGCCAGUUUUGUGUUAUUACACACAAAUUGCAAAAUUUGAGAUCUGUUAUACCCUUUGGUAUGAAGUACACAAUCUUGUGUGAUUACGUGAUAGUAACAAGAUACCUUUUUUGCUAUGUGUGCUUGUCUGACAAAUGCAAAUAUCCUUAGACUAAAAGCUAUAGAGCAGUUUAAAAAAAAGAGGAAAAAAAAAAAAGUACACAGAUACGGAGCAGACCAUGACUGUAACUUUGUAUUAGUAUGAUCACUAGAUUCCAUUUGAACUUCUAAUCCAAGAUUCCGGCUUCUAACUUUGCUCAUGACACCAACUGAUCUUUGUCUUCAUCCUUUCAUUGCGUGCAUCUGUAAAAUUACAGAAUCACAGAAUUGUGGGGGUUGGAAGGCAUCUCUAGGUAUCAUUGAGUCCAACCCCCCUAGGCAAUAGCAAAUUCCCUACAGCAGAUCACACAAUGUAGGUGUCCAGAUGGGUCUCGGAUAUCUCCAGAGAAGGAGACUCUACAACACAAUCUCCUAAAUGAAUACAGCUAUUCCUGGGUGAAAUAUUUAUCCCAGUACUUCACGCCUGACAUGGUAGAAACAAAAUGGUGUGAAAAUAUCACCAAUAUUCCGUAAAAAUUUUGCAAAUGGAUUACAUUAAGAACGUGAGGUUUCUUUCAUCUCCUAUCUUAAAACCUUAUCAUUGAAACGUAUCAUUUGAUAAUGCAUUUUUGAGAACUUAUUAAUAAAGAUGGUAUCUGUUUGAUCCUACUUUUGAA
Meleagris gallopavo (turkey) is the source of this 2079-nucleotide messenger RNA. It is a transcript of the gene UQCRB, whose product is annotated as ubiquinol-cytochrome c reductase binding protein. The record is from RefSeq and is a predicted model, not a curated record. Gene Ontology annotation, cellular component: respiratory chain complex III. Gene Ontology annotation, biological process: mitochondrial electron transport, ubiquinol to cytochrome c. Lineage: Eukaryota; Metazoa; Chordata; Aves; Galliformes; Phasianidae.